Musca domestica (house fly) is the source of this 1893-nucleotide messenger RNA. RefSeq names its product E3 ubiquitin-protein ligase RNF185 (gene sordd1). Gene Ontology annotation, cellular component: endoplasmic reticulum. The transcript has 4 exons. Gene Ontology annotation, molecular function: metal ion binding; ubiquitin protein ligase activity; ubiquitin-like protein conjugating enzyme binding. Bases 307 to 1191 code for a protein of 294 amino acids. Lineage: Eukaryota; Metazoa; Arthropoda; Insecta; Diptera; Muscidae. Gene Ontology annotation, biological process: ubiquitin-dependent protein catabolic process. The record is from RefSeq and is a predicted model, not a curated record.
AACUGACAAUGAGUUCGUUUGCAUGUGUGUGUGUACAAAUAAAAAGUCAGGCAAAGCGAGAAAAAAACGUCACAAUUAAGCGACCAACAAAAAACAACACACACACAGUCGUCUAGAGCAAAAUAGAACAACAACAACUUGUCAAGAGUUACGACAAGCAGCAAAAUAAUAAUAAUAAAAAAAAGAAACAACAGCAGAUAUUAAGAAAAAAGAAACAUAUUAAUUGAAUUAUAAGCCAAAAAUAUCAUAAAUUGUUGAUUAAAGCUAUUUUUAAAAAAGAAAAGAACUGCUUAAAAAUUAAGAAUAAUGUCUACGGAUACACCAAUACCAUCGGCCCCGGAAUUACCCACAACCUCACACAUCACCACUACCACCGCCACCUCCAACAUCAAUACAGCUGAGGGUGAUGCAUGGAAUGCAGCCUUUAAUGAGAACAAUGUGUCAGCAACUGAGGUCACAACCACUACAACGGCGUCCUCUGACAAUAACACACCAACAAGUUGUAUAACGAAUGACACCAACACCAACACAAAUGAUACUACAACACCGAACAUUAAUGAAAAAUUCGCUGCAACACCCUCAUCAACGGCCUAUUCAUUUGCGGGCAGUGCAUUGAACAGUGAUAAUGUUAAGGAUAAAAUAGGAAGUACGACAGGUGAUAGCAGUGCUGCUGGCGGCGGCGGCGGUGAUAAAAAGGAAGAAGAAAAAGUGGAAGAAUCAAUGUUUGAAUGUAACAUCUGCUUGGAUACGGCCAAGGAUGCUGUGGUCAGUAUGUGCGGUCAUUUGUUCUGUUGGCCCUGCUUGCAUCAGUGGCUGGAGACUAGGCCCAAUCGUAAGCUAUGUCCUGUGUGUAAGGCGGCCAUUGGCAAGGAUAAAGUCAUACCAUUGUAUGGGCGCAAUAGUACCAAACAAGAGGAUCCACGUAACAAAGUACCACCCCGCCCUGCUGGCCAGCGAACUGAACCAGAGCCCCAACAAGGUUUCCAGGGUUUCAGUUUUGCCGAUGGUUUCCACAUGUCCUUUGGAAUUGGUGCAUUUCCCUUUGGCUAUUUCACCUCGUCUCUGAAUUUUGGUGAACCCAGACCAGCAGCUGCCAAUCGUGGUACAACCCAAUACGAAGAUGAACAACAGCUAUCGAAAUUAUUUUUAUAUUUGGCGUUUCUGUGCAUUGCCUGGUUAUUGUUCGCAUAGCCAAAUAUUGAAAAUCGGUAUUAUUGAGACAAGAAAAAGCCACCACAAAGUAAAAAACAAAAAAUGUGCAAAGAAAAACGAUACUGCUAUUCUAUAAAGAAAACAUCACACAUUUAUUCUAGCUAUUAUUAUUAUUAUUAGACCUAACGAAUUGUGUGGUAUAUACUAAAUUAUUCUAUUCUCCAUGUUGUUAUAACUUCUUUCCAGGUUCAUUUUUGUACCAAAAUUUUUUAUUAUUAUUAUUGUUGUGUGUGUGAAAAAUUCCUAAGAAUGGACUUUUUAUUUUACGAAAUUCGUUUAGGUUUUUUUUUUGUACUUUUGAAAUGAGCUGAUACCCAUAUCAGAAGAAGUACAAUGGAGCUGUUUUCUUAUGGCAAUACAAAAAGGGAGAAGUUUAAAGAAAAACUCAAUUUCAAAUUAGGUUUUCAAUUUGUUUAGAAAACCAAACUGGGAAUCUUAUUUUCUUUUGUAUCGACAUAAAGAAACCGGUCCAAAAAUAGAUAUCUUUCUGAGUAAUUACGGCGUGAUAUUUUUCCAUUCUAGUUUUUCUCUAUUCUUCUUUAAAAAAAUACUGCGCUUCAAAGGCAAUUUUAUGCAAAAUAUGUACCUACUUUUUCCAUCUUUUUUUUAAUUUUGCUUUACUUUACGUUUUUAAACAAUACCAUUUGCGGUGUUUGUCUUGUAAUUUGUAUUGUUUUUUUU